AUGGAUAUCUCGUACCUCACCAGCAAGUUCAAGGAGAAGUCCAGAAGCACUCUCACCAGAGGCGUGGAGAUGUACCACGACAGAGUUUAUUACUACCAACCUCCCCAAUUGCCUGAAAACCAAACGCUUUUCGAUUCCCAGCAUGGCUAUCAAGACCAUGUCCAUAUCAGUAGCGACGAUGAGACUAUUCAAGCAAGCCAAACUGGUUCUGGUCAGUCGAUUCCCAAUGCUAAACCAAGAUUGGCUCAUUACUAUUACGAUAAACCAACUCCAUAUCGAAGACUAGGCUCGCCUGAAAAUGCUAAAUUGUACGCAGGAAACACCAAAUCCAAGGUGUUUGAUUUCAUGGAAAAAUUGAACAUCCAAGACCAGGCUGCUGAUUACGUUUCCACCCACGUAAAUAAAGACCAGGCCAAAUCUUUCGCUAAACAAUACUCGAAGGACACUGGGAAGUAUUUGUUCCAGCAAAUCAAAAACAAUUUCAAAAAAUGA
Ascoidea rubescens DSM 1968 is the source of this 492-nucleotide messenger RNA. RefSeq lists its product as uncharacterized. The transcript has 2 exons. Bases 1 to 492 code for a protein of 163 amino acids. Lineage: Eukaryota; Fungi; Ascomycota; Saccharomycetes; Ascoideales; Ascoideaceae. The record is from RefSeq and is a predicted model, not a curated record.